CAAGUUUUUGAAUUAUCAAGCUAUUGCGUGGGCAUUUAGGCGCCUCGGUUUACAGUGCACGGCUUCUUGUUUCAAUAGUCGCAUGAAAUCGUGUACAACUUUCGAUCGUCUUGGUUUUUUAUCUUCAAGAAAGAAGGAGAUGUAUCUAUUGAAGAGACCAAACCGUCUGUCCAAGUUUGCAGCUGGAAGCAAGCUCUUGCCUUUGCAAAAGCGCUUCAACUAUGCUGUUGGUGGAAACGAUGAUGACGACGACAAUGAAGGUCAUGAGGCUUCAAAAUCCUACGAGACCGAGAUCUUCUCGCUACGAAGUCUGCUACGAAGCGAGCUUAACUACGAUUGCUUUCUUCAGCUCUUAAAAGAUGAGCAGCAACGCGUCGUCGGUGCUUUUACGACCUCAGCAAGGCAG
This is a messenger RNA of Zychaea mexicana, 406 nucleotides long. RefSeq lists its product as uncharacterized. The annotation marks the transcript as partial. The transcript is spliced from 2 exons. The record is from RefSeq and is a predicted model, not a curated record. Lineage: Eukaryota; Fungi; Mucoromycota; Mucoromycetes; Mucorales; Lichtheimiaceae.